Amyelois transitella is the source of this 3609-nucleotide messenger RNA. RefSeq names its product calcium release-activated calcium channel protein 1-like (gene Orai). NCBI's taxonomy places the organism in Eukaryota, Metazoa, Arthropoda, Insecta, Lepidoptera, Pyralidae. The transcript is spliced from 5 exons. Bases 798 to 1466 code for a protein of 222 amino acids. Gene Ontology annotation, molecular function: store-operated calcium channel activity. Gene Ontology annotation, biological process: store-operated calcium entry. Gene Ontology annotation, cellular component: membrane. The record is from RefSeq and is a predicted model, not a curated record.
AUUGUUGUGUUGAAUGACGAUUAUGACUUUGACGUUUAUUGAAAAAAAUCAACACUAAAAAAUAAAAAAGCUUGCUUACCGUAAUCUUCAUUUUUAAAUCUAAAUUUGAGAUAUAUUCCGUAAUUGUUAUAACGGUCCUUUAAAUGGUCAUCAUGUUACCAUUUUAUCUACUGUAAACAAAUUACCAACGUUUUCAUGGAGUGUAGUUGUAAGCCGAUUCAUAUCUGACCUCGUACGGGACGAACCGCAGAAAUCCGCGACAAGGACUAUCAUAUAAUUUGUUUAGGUAUGUCGGUUUGGUCUGCCAGCACGGUUGGAAAUAAUUACCGUUUGCAACAAGGCAGUCGUUACGAUCCAUCCAAUAGUUGGUGCCCAAAACUGAGCAAGGUAAUACUUGUAUGUUUGAAUCACUAAAGUUAGCUAUUAUUGUCACAUAAAGUACUCGAUGUACUAGUGUUAUCAUGUCAUAGAGCGCCUUUUAAUUAGUAGCACAUUAUCGUAGUCAAAAGACGCAUCAAUAGACAAUAUGCUCGAUCAAAAGAGUGUGUAAAGUAAAUGGGACAGAAUAUAUUUUGAAAUAAUAGCUAUAUAUAUAUUUCAAAUUAAAUAUUGCAAAUUUCUUGUGCCUCUUUAAACAGGAUAUGAAUUUAAGUGAACAUACCAUUUCUCAUGACAUUAUGACCAACCUUGGUCACAGGAGUCAUGUGUCCACCAUGGUGUAACGUGUAGCAUUUGGCUUUGAAAUAGGCUGACGCGAGAGACUACAAUAUUUUGUAGCAAAUACACACAAGUGCGUGAUGUCGGGCGAGACCCCCAUCCAGUCGGCCGAAGGGCUCCACACGCCUGCGUACCUGUCAUGGAGGAAGCUGCAGCUCAGCCGCGCCAAACUCAAGGCUUCCAGCAAGACGUCAGCACUACUCUCCGGUUUUGCUAUGGUAGCCAUGGUAGAGGUGCAGCUAAACCAGCCGAGUGAAACCAAAGUGCCCACGGAAAUGUUAGUCGCCUUCACUGUUUGCACCACCUUACUGGUCGCAGUUCACAUGCUCGCUCUCAUGAUCAGCACAUGCAUCCUGCCCAACAUCGAGGCGGUGGGCAACCUCCACAGCAUCUCGCUGGUUCACGAGUCCCCACACGAACGCCUGCACUGGUACAUCGAAAUAGCGUGGGCCUUCUCAACCCUACUGGGCCUUAUUUUGUUCCUUAUAGAAAUAGCUAUACUCUGCUGGGUGAAGUUCUACGAUUUAAGCGCCACAGCGGCGUGGUCCGCGUGCGUAGUUCUUAUACCAGUCAUGAUCGUGUUCCUAGCAUUCGCCAUACAUUUUUAUAUGUCUUUGGCCACCCACAAAUAUGAAGUGACAGUCACCGGUAUAAAGGAGUUGGAACUGCUAAAACAGCAGAUAGAAUUGGGAGACCAGGACGCGCGUAUGAAUAAUCUCACCUUAUUGGACCAAAGUCAUGUGGUGUGAUGAUAUGUUAUCGUUAGUUGAAUUGAGUCGUUAUAAUUUAUUAUAACUUAUGUUAAAUGAUUUAGUAAGAGUACUGGGUUAAAAGUGCUCAAUAUAUGCGUGAAUUGCGACACUAAUCUUAGUACUUACUGUUUAAGAAAUACGAAAUAGUACUUAUGUAAGUGCCAAUUAUAUUUAUUUAUUAUCAAUUCAUGGAAAGUUCUGAUAGCAUCAUAAGUUUCAUUAAUAUUUAGAGAAUGAAUAUAUACAAAAAUCACUUUAGGUCUUAUAUAUUGAGACAUGACGGCGGAAUCUCUAACUUAAAGAUUUUACUUUUAUGUCCAUUUAUUUAUCCAUACAUAUAUUAUAAAAAGGUGUGUGUUUGUAACGAAUAAACUCGAAAACUACUGGACCUAUUUUGACGCAAUUUGGUACAGAUAUAAAAAGUCAGGAGUAACAUAGGCUAGGCGUUUAAGAAAUUCCCACGGGAGCGAAAUCCCGAUCAACAUCAAAUUACCUAUAAAGAAAGAAUAUUAGGUACAUUGUUCUGCAGUCUGUCAUACUUUUUCAUUAUAAGAUGGAGUGGUGCUAUUCUAGACAAAAAUAAUAAUAGCCACUUAGUAUUCCAUUGGUGCAGACAAAACUGUAGUAUAGUUAUUGUUCAUUUCAAUGCAUCAGCAUGGAACAAUAAAACAAUGGUGUCAAAUUAUGCUAUGUAAAUGAACCAAUAUUGCGCAACGCAAGAGGCAAAAUUAAGUUAGCUGCUAAGUUCGUAGUUAUAACCAUUGUAUUGGAUGGUUUCAAAAAGGAAAUGUAUAUAACAGGGUUAAUAAUUCAUACUAAUACUUAUGUUUGUUUACCGAAAAUUUAUCAAGUACAAAAGACACAAUUUGAUUCAGCGAUAAAACUAAAACGUAUCCAAGGGCCUUAUUCGACCUUAUCAUCCCUCUUUCUCUAUUUUAGAGGUUUACGUUUGUUAAGGAGGUCUUCUAUUUGACUAAAUAAGUUUUGAUAAGCUUAUUUUAUGCAUUAUAACAUAUUUUCAAUACUUAAUAAUCAAAAUCACCUUAUGUUCGCUACUUAAAUACUUUAUAAUAAGUUUGUAUUCGUGUUAUUAUUAAGUCCGAGGCUCCAGUGCCUUGAAAAGUAACGCUCAAUUAUAAAGACAAUUCUUCCGAAGCCAUUUGUGCAGUAUUUCGUUUAUAAAAAUUAGUCAAUAUUUAUAAUAUCUAUAUCAAAGACUAAAAAAGUAUAUUCUGUGCUAUGUAUAAAAUAAAUUAAAAAUAUUGUGUUGAUCAAAAUGCUCUUUGCAUAACACAGAUCUUGUCUUAGACGUUUCCCAAUUCGACAGCGGUGUUCUGUUUUACUUGAUAAAAACUGAAACACUAAUCAUAUCUGUUUUUGUAGUUUGUAAUGAAUAAAUUCAAAAACUACUGGACCGACUUUGACAAAAUUGGCACAGUAAUAGAAUAAAUAAACUUUAAGGAGUAGCAUAUAUCAUGUUUUCUGGAAAUUUGGAAAAACAACAAUCGAAGUUUAAUGUGGGCAGAGAUGCGAGUAACAGCUUGUAGAUAAAUGGUUUACACAUAUAUCUAAAAAUAUAUGUGAAAUAAAAAAACUUAAGUUGGAAUGAAUAUGCUUCUUCUGUCUGUGUAUUUUUAUGAUAAAUAAAUUCUUUAAACAUAUGAUUGAAAGUAAAUUUGUGUGUAUACUUACGUUGAAAUCGCACUUCUAUUCUUACGGUCUAGUGCAUACGGCUCAUAAUACAACGGAUUUUUUGUUGGUAUAUAAAGAAUAUAAACAUAAAUUAUCUGACUUAUUCCAGCAAUCAAAGAAAUCUUUUGUAUUUGUAGUACAGUGCCAUUGGCUAAAAGGGCCAAUUAGUUACCUUACCUUGAAAAUUGUGGUCGUUACAAUUAAAAAUGGCUGAGAUUCUCACUGUAGAGAUCCCCUUAUAUUGUCGAAGCAAUAAUAGAUUUAUUGACUGUACAUUAGUUACUUAACCAAUAAGGACUGUGAUAUAUCAUUGACAUGAAAUGAGAUGUUGAGUAUUAGCAUAAGAAUUUAUUGUGCAUAAAUAAAUGAAAUUUUGUAUCUGUAUUACGAGUAUAUACGUGUAUGUUUUAUGAUCUGUUUAAAUCUAAUACAUUUGGUCAAUACAAUA